AUGUAUGAGCUCCAAAAGAUUAUGAGGAUCACAAGUGCCUUUGAUAAUGAUAAUGGCAAAGGGUCAAGGCAAAUGAUAGCAAAGGGCUAUCACAAAGAAGAGGAUUAUGGAUGUGAUGCUUGUACAAUGGCAGACUACAGUCAACUGAAGGGGAUCCUCCUGGAUCUUCAGUCACAUCGUCAGAGGCAGCAAAACCAGCCAGGAGAAGACAGAACCCAAAAGCGCUUCUUAGUCGAAGAUAUGUUUAAUUACUUGGAUAUAAAUGGUGAUGGGCACCUCAGCAGCUCUGAAUUGGCUCAGUUGAAAAAAAAAGAAGAUCUGGAAGAUGAUUUCUUGAAUUGUACUCCAGAAGAUCUUCUCCGUUUUGAUGAUUACAACCAAGAUGGUUACCUAACUCUGCAGGAACUUUAUACUGCAUUCCGUAAGUAA
Messenger RNA from Crotalus tigris (Tiger rattlesnake), 429 nucleotides. RefSeq names its product follistatin-related protein 4-like. Gene Ontology annotation, molecular function: calcium ion binding. The record is from RefSeq and is a predicted model, not a curated record. The coding region runs from base 1 to 429 and encodes 142 amino acids. The transcript is spliced from 4 exons. Lineage: Eukaryota; Metazoa; Chordata; Lepidosauria; Squamata; Viperidae.